Molecule: messenger RNA, 924 nt
Organism: Lactuca virosa
Lineage: Eukaryota; Viridiplantae; Streptophyta; Magnoliopsida; Asterales; Asteraceae
Source: the annotation of a GenBank genome assembly
UUUGUUAGGAUUUUACUGGUAACUUUGCACAGCAUCAAACGAUCAAAGAAAAACUUCGCCAUGGGAAGAAGACCUGCAAGGUGUUACAGACAGAUCAAAAACAAGCCAUAUCCCAAAUCACGAUACUGCAGAGGUGUCCCUGAUCCCAAAAUCAGAAUCUACGAUGUUGGAAUGAAGAAGAAAGGAGUCGAUGAGUUCCCCUUCUGUGUUCAUUUAGUGAGUUGGGAGAAAGAGAAUGUCUCAAGUGAAGCACUUGAAGCUGCUCGAAUUGCCUGCAACAAAUACAUGACAAAAUUUGCAGGAAAAGAUGCUUUCCAUUUGAGAGUUAGGGUUCAUCCAUUCCAUGUGUUGCGAAUCAACAAGAUGUUGUCAUGUGCUGGUGCUGAUAGGCUUCAAACAGGCAUGAGGGGUGCUUUUGGUAAACCACAGGGAGUAUGUGCUCGUGUUAGCAUUGGUCAAGUUCUUCUUUCUGUUAGAUGCAAAGAUGGGAAUAGUCAGAAUGCUCAAGAGGCAUUGAGAAGGGCUAAAUUCAAGUUUCCUGGUCGACAAAAGAUUAUUGUUAGCAGGAAAUGGGGAUUUACCAAGUUUAGCAGAACUGAUUAUGUGCAAUGGAAAUCUGAGAAUCGCAUCAUGUCUGAUGGUGUUAAUGCCAAGCUUCUUGGAUGCCAUGGACCCCUUGCAAAUCGUCAACCUGGAAGAGCAUUUAUAAAUGCUGUUGCUUAAAGUGGAUUUUGUUCAUUUAGAGUAUCUUGUUAAUUAAUAAACUAUAUUUCAGUCAUGUUUAAAUGUUUUUAUUUUGGAGAACUCAAUACUCGUUUGCUUCUUUGUUGUAAACGAGAAUGUAUUGCAUCUAAUAAUUCUAAUUCGAAAGCUUCCUUUGUACAAUUUAUAAUUUACUACUCUAUGGAUUAAUUCAGUAAGCAA